AUGGCUUCGCAAAUUGACACAGAAGUCGAAACGAUCACUCCAGAACAGAGAUCGCCAGUCGGUGGUGGGCCAGUCUCAGCGCCGAGGAAGAAUACGGAUGAUUUUGAUGAAGACGAAGAUGCUCCAGAUUAUUCGGGAAGCGAGUCGGAAGAUGCGUACAUCAUGCCCCGCCAAAGACAAGGGCACUACGAAGACGACGAUGAUUCGUCCUCCUAUUAUACCGACGAUGAUGGUCCUGUCGGGGCUCUUGCUUGCUGCUGCGGCGUUCCUUCUUGUUUCAAAAUAAAAGCGACGGAAGAUGUCAGUUUAUACAGACGAUCAUCAAAUGCCAUUCUAAUCAAACUCGCCAUUAUCUGCUUCGUUACCGGCUCCUGUAUGUGGGCUGUGCUUGGCUACUUUCUGCCGAAAGAAUUCUCCGACGACGCGUUUUCUCAUCUCAAAUCUACCUCGACAAGUACGCUCGCCCUCCUGCUUGUUGGUUUCUUUUACAUGCUGACCCUCUUCGGUCUUUCCUACAAAACCCUCAAAAACGUCAACAAUUACGACUAUGCACCGGUGAUGGCAAUUUCGAUCUUCUCCGUGCUCACGUGGCUCAUUUCUACCGCCGCCAAUAUUUACUGCAUUUUGAAAGUCGGCGGCUGGACAAAUUACACGAUUUUCAACGGCGACAUCGCAAGCCAGAUAUUUCCCGGGCGUGCACGCAGAAGUGCUCCAGAGCUGAUCGAUCCUUCCAUCGCCCAGCUGAUUGGAAAAUUUGCGGACAAGUCGACAAAUGAAAUUCUUCAGGCGAUUUUCACCCCUCAGGCUUUUGAGUUGAUUCACUCGGCGGAGAGAAUUGUAAAAUUCUGGCUGAUGGGCGGGUGGUUCAUCUUCAACAUUUUCCUCCUUUCCACUGUGCUUAACUUGCGUCAAUUCCGCCAAGCUUGCGAGGAUUAUGACGAUUCCGAAUAUUCUGAUACCAAGUCCCGCCGCUCUUACUCAAGCAGGACGUCAUCGCGCAGCAGAAGCUCGCUCCGCAGCCGUCAGUCUGGAAAGAGUCGAAGAACUAAUCGCUCAGACUAUCCUCCACGAUAUCGAGACAUCAGUCCUCCUGCUACUUCCGUCAUUUCCGCCCGGAGCAAAAAGUCCGCCUUUUCAACAAGAAUGAAGCCCAUUUCACAACGAGAACCUCUUAUUCACGAAUACAACGACGAGCCAACUUAUCUGACUUUGGCUAACAGUGCUCCAGGAACAAGACAGUCAUUCGCUCAAAAUGCGCUAUCGAAGCGAUCAAGAGCUUCUGUAGCUUGUGCUGAUUUGGGCGCCUCCGUCAACUCCUAUUGCGAUGCGCCAUCGUACAUCUCCACCUCCACCGCACCUCGAGUUGGAAAUGGCUACCGCCCGAGAAAGAACAUUUCCGCGCGCGAAGACUUCCUUCUCCAGCCUUGA
This is a messenger RNA of Oikopleura dioica, 1428 nucleotides long. NCBI's taxonomy places the organism in Eukaryota, Metazoa, Chordata, Appendicularia, Copelata, Oikopleuridae. The record is from the annotation of a GenBank genome assembly.